Messenger RNA from Salvelinus sp. IW2-2015, 4014 nucleotides. RefSeq names its product diacylglycerol kinase theta-like. The record is from RefSeq and is a predicted model, not a curated record. Gene Ontology annotation, molecular function: ATP-dependent diacylglycerol kinase activity. Lineage: Eukaryota; Metazoa; Chordata; Actinopteri; Salmoniformes; Salmonidae.
UGACAUAGUUUAAAUUCAUUGCCGUCAGGGGUACUUGGAGACGACAGUUAAACCGAUGACGUGUUUCUGCGUCUGAGUUUAGCUAGCCAACGUCGCCAUGACAUCGCCUACAAACGUUAUCGGGGAUUUCUAUUGGAGAAGCAGUUUCUGCUUAUCUUCAUACUGUGCUGUCUUUGUUAAUAUUCUCUUACGAUAGUCACUCACUCAUUUUGCCUGGACACUGAGGGUGGAUGUAAACGACUACACAGAGCUAUGAAAACUGCGGGCGUAAAAAUGAGCUAAUUAGUUAUGUGGGCGUAAAAAUGUGAUAAUUAGUUAGCUUGACACGUUGCUUUUGAUGGAUUUUCGUUUCUUCCUUUUAUUUUGUUCGCGAGCAAAUGUAGCUUGCUAGCUAACGUUAGCCAGUAAGCUUAUUUUUAAUGUUUCCAGGUGACGAGCGACAAGACUCAGGUGAAGUGUAUUGUUGUGAAUUAACCGUCGUUCUGGAUCAUUCAAUACUUAUUUUUAUAAAAUGUUUUGCAAUGCAGUUAACUGCCAUGUCCAACGUUAUUGUUGUUAGCUAGCUCGCCAACUUCAUGACCGCUAUGGCUUCAGCAGCUGGCGCAUCUGGUUCCAAGGUAUAACUUAAUGAAUGACACAGCCGCGCGGGAUAACGCGUUGCUUGGAGCGCGCUAGUUUACCAGCGGAAACAUAUUUGAACUAACUAAGUUUUCAUUGUACGCGACCCUUGUGAUGCACAGAUACGAUGGCAGACAGCGCUCGAGCUAAGAUUGAUAAUUCCAUAAUGGAAAGCCCACUCGUUAGCCCCUUGUUCGGGAGGGAAAAGCCUCCACAGUCCCCUGGCUCUCGCUCAAGGUACCAGGUCAGCGCACCCGGACACAGUUUUAGGAAAGUGACUCUCACCAAGCCAACGUUCUGCCACAACUGCAGUGAUUUCAUAUGGGGUCUUAACGGAUUCAUUUGUGAAGGGUGUAACUUUAUGUGCCAUGAAAAGUGCCUGAAGAUGGUGAGGACUGUGUGUGCAUGCAUGGCCCCAACACAGGUCCCUGUCGCCCAUUGCUUUGGUCCAGCAGGGCAGAAAAAGAGAUUCUGCUGUGUGUGUCGAAAGCAUCUGGAGGGAAACACUGCCGUUCGUUGUGAAGUUUGUGAGCUGCAUGCCCACUAUGACUGUGCUACGUUCAGUUGUGGCGACUGCCGUCUCUGUCACCAGGAUGGGAGUCAGGACUUUGAUACGUUCCCCCACCACUGGCGGGAGGGGAACAUUCCUUCAGGUGCACGCUGUGAGGUCUGCCGGCGCACCUGUAGCUCCUCAGACGUCCUGGCGGGGAUGCGGUGUCAGUGGUGUGGUAUUACGACACACGCUGCCUGUUAUCUCAUCGUGGCCCCAGAGUGCAGUCUGGGACGGCUACGCAACAUGCUUCUUCACCCUGCUUGUGUGCGAAUAUGCUCGAGGAACUUUAGCAAGAUGCACUGCUACCGCAUCUCUGAGAGCUACCAGAAUGAGCUGGAUAACUUGGAAGAUGCUGACAAACCUACAAAGGAGAGCCAGCUGGCAACCACACCAGAUUCAGGGAAGCAGGUUCUCAAGGUGUUUGAUGGGGAUGAUGCAGUCAAGCGUAGCCACUUCCGUUUGGUCUCCAUUCCUCGGAUAACCAAGAAUGUGGAAGUGGUGGAGUCAGCGUUGAGGGCCUUUUACAUCCCAGAUGACCCCCUGGAAUAUGAGCUCCAAGACAACGGCCAGCAGGCUCUAGUCGAUGACGACGUCCUCAACCAUAACGGCACCCCCGAUAGCAAGGCCAUCUUUAAGGAGAAUGUGCCCGAGGCGUGGCUCCUAAGGGCCAAACCUCAGGAAACCGAGGUCCUCAAGAUCUAUGCCGGCUGGCUCAAGGUUAUUGUGGCGUACAUAUCCAUCUCCAAGAACAGCUCUGUGGAUUCUGUCAUUAAGGAGGUCCUCACUCAACUGGGAAAACAGGAUGAAGACCCAUCAAGCUUCAAUCUUGUGGAGGUUUACAUGGGCAGUAAGCAAGUUCAGAGACAAGUGCUGACAGGCCACGAGCUGCUGCUGGACAAACUGCAGGAGAUAAGGAAGAUCUCCCUGAGGCAGAUGAACCAGACCCGUUUCUACAUAGUGGAGAGCAGGAACAGGAUUGUGCAGGUCAACCUGCUGCUAGAGGGACUGCCUGUACAGCUGAGCAAGGAGGAAUAUGCAGACCUGCUACAGGAGCACUUAGCUAUCAAGAGUCACUUGGUCACCAUCACACAUGUUUACGGGAACCAAGGUGCAGUGGUGUUGCAGAUAUCGUGUUUCUCUGAGGCUGAGAGGAUCUACAUGUUAGCCAAAGACACGUCUGUCAGCAACCAGCAGCUCACCUCUCUUGUCCUACCAGAGAUCAUGCACAACAAGUUACCCAAAGGUGACUCRCCCCUACUGGUGUUUGUCAACCCCAAGAGCGGUGAGCUGAAGGGCAGAGAGCUCCUCUACGGUUUCCGGAAGCUUCUGAACCCCCACCAAGUGUUUGACAUGACCAAUGGGGGACCAUUGUCUGGACUCCACACGUUUAGGGCGGUGCCCCGCUUCCGGGUGCUGGUGUGUGGGGGAGAUGGGACAGUGGGCUGGGUCCUGGGAGUCUUGGAGGCCAUCAGACACAAGCUGGUCUGUCCCGAGCCACCCGUCGGCAUCGUCCCACUCGGCACAGGUAACGACCUGGCGCGGAUCCUGCGCUGGGGGGCGGGCUACAGCGGAGAGGACCCACACCACAUCCUGGUAUCUGUGGACGAGGCGGAGGAGGUGCAGAUAGACCGUUGGACUAUUCUGCUGGAUGCACAGGAGAUCACAGAUGACGGCAAGGAGAACGGCUUCUUGGAACCACCAAAGAUAGUGCAGAUGAACAACUAUUUUGGGCUGGGCAUCGAUGCUGAAGUCAGUCUGGACUUCCACCAUGCCCGUCAAGAGGAACCUGGGAAGUUCAACAGCAGGUUUCACAACAAAGGUGUGUACCUGAAGGCGGGUCUGCAGAAGCUGAGUCACACACGGAACCUUCACAAGGUCCUCAAACUACAGGUGGACAAGCAAGACAUAGAACUGCCCAGCAUAGAAGGCCUCAUCUUCCUAAACAUCCCCAGCUGGGGCUCCGGGGCAGACCUGUGGGGAUCAGAGGGUGACUCGCGCUACGGGAAACCUCGCAUUGACGAUGGCAUGCUGGAGGUGGUGGGGGUGACUGGGGUGGUACACAUGGGCCAGGUGCAGAGCGGCAUGCGCUCUGGGAUCCGUCUCGCCCAGGGCAACUACGUGCGUAUCACAGCGACCAAGCCCAUCCCUGUGCAGGUGGAUGGAGAGCCCUGGAUCCAGGCCCCCGGACAUAUCAUCAUAUCUGCAGCAGGCCCAAAGGUGCGGAUGCUGAGGAAGUCCAAACACAAGCAGAAGAAGCAGUCAGCCCCUCUUUUAGGCUGGCAAUCUGAAAGCCCUUCGUCCAGCGAUGGGGGACAAUGAGGCCCCCCCCCCAACAUCUGCUCCUUGGUGUCUCCGUGAGAGCAUGAUGGUCUGUUGGCUGCUCUAAAUAGCUGUGGCCUGUGUGCCCAGUAGAUUCUCAGAUGGUUUGUGUAGUUAGCACUUAUAGCUCCUAGAGUGGUACAUUGACAAAACAUUUAGCAGUCACUCCCAUUAUCAUCUUACUGCUUAUCAAUUUCACUGUUGUUGGGUUCGGUUUGCCCCUGUUAGGAUCCUUCAGAUUAGCUUCUUGUCUAAUUUGUUGGUUUAUUUUUUGUUUUACAGUCCAUCAGAGUUGUUAUGGCCUGGUAUUUUAUGAGCGACAUACAUGGUAACAAUUUUAUAGUGGUACUAUCUGGUACUUAUUAAAAAUGAUUCAAUAAUACAUUCUGAAACAAGUAGUAAGUACUAAGUAGAAUUUGGUACCAAGUAGUUACAAUGAAUCAAUAAGAUACCGAGAUGUACUAUAUAUAUAUAUAUAUAUAAUACAUCGCACACAAACGUUUGUGGACACCCCUUCAAAUGAG